AUGACUUCAGCAUAUAGUCAAGAGCAACUGUCACAGUUCCUCGAGCAUAUCAAUCUUCCUAAAGCGCUGCGAGAAGACAUUCGGCCUUCGUUGAUGCUCUUGAAAGCGUUGCACACUCACUCACUCGCUACAUUCCCGUAUGAAAACCUAUCUCUGCACUAUAAUGCGACUCAUAGCAUCGACCUCGAUCCUCAACAUCUUUUUCGAAAGAUGGUGACGGAUAAACGUGGCCGUGGCGGUUUCUGUAUGGAAAUUGCCAUCUUGUACAACCAUAUUCUUCGGGCUAUUGGAUUCGAUGCAUAUACUGCUGGGGUACGAACUCGGGGGAGACUUGAGGGCGUCCCGACUGGAGACUAUCCAGGCUGGAACCAUAUCGUGAAUAUCAUCACUUUCCCGGAUGACAGCAAAUACCAUUCUGACGUAGCAUUCGGAGGUGACGGCGCCACGAUGCCAAUGCCACUCAUCGACGACUUAGUACACGAGAACCUUGGAACCCAGCAAAUUCGACUCAAGAGAGAUUGGAUACCUCAUCAAGUCCACAAGACAGAAGAGACCAAACUCUGGAUCUAUCAGUAUCGGAACGGUCAAGACAAGGAGUGGAACUCUUUCUACUCGUUUCCAGGUAUCGAGUUCUUUGCUUUGGACUGGGACGUCGUCAACUGGUGGAUCAACACUCACGCGGAUAGCCAUCAGCUACGCAAUGUGUUGACUAUCAAGUUUCUGCUUCGACCUGUGGAGAGUGAGGCAAGCUUCGAAGGGGAGAUGGAGAUUUAUGGAAAGAGAAUGCUUGUGAAUGGGGUUGUUAAAGAGAACCUGGGCGGAAAGACACAGAUCAUCACCACUUGCAAUACAGAAGGGGAGCGUGUAGAAGCUCUUGAGAAGUAUUUCCAGAUAUCUCUCACCAAUGAAGAAAAGGAGGAUAUUCGCGGCUAUGUGUCAGAGCUCAGAGGCACUAUGCCAUAA
Molecule: messenger RNA, 963 nt
Organism: Fusarium oxysporum Fo47
Lineage: Eukaryota; Fungi; Ascomycota; Sordariomycetes; Hypocreales; Nectriaceae
Product: arylamine N-acetyltransferase 4
Exons: 2
Coding region: 1-963 (320 amino acids)
Molecular function (GO): acetyltransferase activity
Source: RefSeq, a predicted model, not a curated record